Molecule: messenger RNA, 1449 nt
Organism: Oldenlandia corymbosa var. corymbosa
Lineage: Eukaryota; Viridiplantae; Streptophyta; Magnoliopsida; Gentianales; Rubiaceae
Source: the annotation of a GenBank genome assembly
AUGGCGGACUUCUCCGUCAUCCGCCGCUGUGUUUCCCGGUCGUCGCCAUUGUUCGCCGUAUUCCGAUUAAAAGAAUCCCGAACUUCAAAUUCGUUUCAGCUACGAUGUCCAUACGGUAGUAGCGCAGCUGUCGAAGAAGAAGAAGAAGAUUUCGGCAGUUACAAAAUCGAUAAAAAGGAAAACAAAUGGUUCACCCUGCCUCCGUUCACUCCCACCGUCGACGGCGCCGUUCUAGGUAAAGCUAUUUCCCGAAGCCAUAUGAGUGGCAGAGAGAAAGGCCCUUCAGCCGUAUCCACUGUAACGGCGCUCAAAUGGGUUAUCCGAUGCUGCCCUGAACUGCCAAGAUCCCUCGUGCAGAAACUCUUCCGCUUGAGAAGGGUACGGAGAGAUUCCCGUAAUGGUGAAGUUCAAGAACGUCAACUCAAAAGGGUAUCGGCUAAAGAUAUGUUGAAUUCCGGAGACACAUUAUAUUUACCUGUGACAGUUGGAAAGAAUGUUCCUUCAGCAAAAGCUGAUGACACUUGUGAUGAAGAAGAAAUGAAGUUUCUUCGUAACCUUAUACUUUACAAGGAUCAAUCUAUCAUUGUUGUGAAUAAGCCGCAUGGAAUGCCUGUACAGGGUGGCAUUGGCAUCAAUAGGGGUUUGGAUGAACUGGCUGCCAAGUAUUUGAGGUUCAAUAAUUCAGAAUCUCCUCGCUUGGUGCAUAGGCUUGAUAGAGACUGUAGUGGCAUAUUGGUGAUGGGAAGAUCAAAGUUGAGUACUGCAGCUCUUCAUUCUAUCUUUCGCGAGAAAACACUCGAGGCAGCUGAACAUGAUCCCGACUGCAGAAGUCAAAUCAUCCAAAAGACAUAUUGGGCACUUGUUGUCGGAUCUCCUAGAUAUCCCAAAGGACUGAUCUCAAAGCCAUUGGGUAAGGUUUUGAUAGACAAUGGUAGAUCUGAUCGAAUAACAGUGUUUGAGAAUAUUCAAUCGUCAUCAGCACAGAAUGCUGUGACAGAAUACAAAGUGAUUGGAUCUUCUUGCCAUGGCUUCACCUGGGUAGAAUUAUCGCCUCUUACCGGAAGAAAGCACCAGCUACGCGUUCACUGCGCUGAGGUAUUGGGAACACCAAUAGUUGGGGACUACAAGUAUGGGUGGCAAGCGCACAAGAACCUCAAACAUCUUUCUUCUUCAACUCUCAUUAAAGAACUCUAUAGGGAGCUGCCGAAGGAAAAGUUAGAUCCCUUUGGCCUUGAUUUCAGAGAUGGAAGCAUUUCAGAUAAGCAACCCCGUCUUCACCUUCACUGUAAGGAAAUGAUUUUACCUGAUAUCUCUCCUGUUAUGCAACGCGUGGAAUCGUCGAUCACAGAUUCUGAUCUGAAAGAACUAAGAAGCAUUAAAUUGAAAGCUCCUUUACCAUUACAUAUGCAAAUGAGUUGGGACUUAAUGAACUCCGACUUCCAGUUUUAG